CAGAAAUGCUGGAAGGGGCAAUUGAAACCGCUCUCCAGGAUCUGGCCAGGGAUUAUUUUUUCCUCUUUUGUGUGCACUUCACAUGUGAUCAAACCCGUAAUGUGGCUCCUAAUGCCGUGGUGUAUCAGAAAGAUCCUGUGACCAAGGUCAUUUUGGACAUCAUGGAGAGAUGGUACAUGUUUCCGGUCCCCUUCAAAGUAUUGAAAAGGGGAAUGAAUGACGUCAUCUGCCUCACCUUCGUGAGACCAGCAUAUGCGGUUGUUAGGAAAAGGGCCAUCAUCCGUGGGAUGCUUUUUCCCAUUGUUCACAUUCCUGGACUGAGCAAUCCUGACAGGGAGGCUCUCAAGCAGCUGUUUCAUGCAAUUGUGAGGCGCCUGCUGACUGAGGACCCAACCGCUCAGUGCCUAAGAACCCUCUUGGAAACGCUGACCCAUUUUUUCAAUUCAGAUGAUGUGCUUGAAAGAGCGCUGGCUACCAGCAGUAUCAACAUCCUGCUGGCAAACGCUCUGAAAUACAAUCAUCUGACUCCCGGGGUCAUAAUAAGGGUUCUCCCCGAGGAGCUCACUCCACUGUUCCUAAACAUCAGCGAAGCGGACAUCCAGGCUGUGAUUCAGGAUGUGUUCCCACCACUGAAUGAGGCGUACUGAAUCCUAUUCCCAAACCAGAUUGAUGUGUGUGGUGAAGAAGGAAUCAUUGUCUGGUGUUAUCUGAAGACAUUUGUCAUUAUCUGAGGGUGUUUGUCAUUAUCUGAGGGCGUUUGCCAUUAUCUGAGGGCACUUACUAUUAUCUGAGGGCAUUUGUCAU
This is a messenger RNA of Podarcis muralis (Common wall lizard), 804 nucleotides long. RefSeq lists its product as uncharacterized. Lineage: Eukaryota; Metazoa; Chordata; Lepidosauria; Squamata; Lacertidae. The record is from RefSeq and is a predicted model, not a curated record.